AUGGCUAAAAGGAUUGUGAUAAAUAACCCGGAUCAAGAGGCUGCACAACGAUUAUACUUAAGAAAGAGAUUAGGAUCAGAGAACCUUAUAGCAGUAGUCUUCACUAUUGUUAGUACCACUUCACAGUCCUGGACUGAAAAACUCUCUGAACUAACAGAGGUGGUCUGUGGUUCCCUAGUAAGAUGCAGCACCACCUCUGGGCUGGAGGAUGAUGCACAGAUUUCCUUCCCCUCAAAGAAUUUCUCUGAGGAGGCAUUAGAGGAAGACACUGUGGUUCUCACAUUGGUUCCAGUUAAUGAAGAAACUAAUGAAGAACAUCAGGUGGAACCAAGUGUUUCUUCAACUUCAGAAGUUGGCCUGGAGAUGCCUGGGACAAACGAUAAAGUUUGUCAUCUUCAAAUGAAUGAACAAUUCAAGUCUUGUCCAAAACAUAGUUGUUGUAAUACACCAAUCCUUCCCUUGCCAACCAGUUUGCCUCCGGUUAAUAAAGUACGUUGGGACACUUUGCGAAACUGGUGCCAACAAUUUAAUUUGAGUACCGAUGGCCGGAAAAUAGAUGUUUAUUUGAGGCUCCAGAAACAUGCUUACUCUGAAAUAAACGAGAAUAUUCCUAAAAUAUCACCAGAGGCCAAAUUGCAGUCAUGUUCCACAAAAUGCAAGAUGGCAACCAAGAGAGCAAGGAUUCGGAAACGUAAGAAGAGUGAAAGAGAGGAAGGGAUUAAUAUAGUUGAAGUGAUAACUUCAGCACAAGAAGGCAUGUUGGCAGCGUGGUCAAGAAUUGCUGCAAGAGCCAGUCAAUCCAAGUCUGUGAAUUCACGUCCCAUUCCUGUUUCCGUUGAGACUUUUCUGCUGCAAGCCUCUGGUGUCAGGUGGUGUGUGGUCCAUGGCAGACCUCUCUUGGCAGACACAAAAGGUUGGGUUCGCCUGCAGUUUCAUGCAGGUCAGGCCUGGGUGCCUGACACCCCCAAGAGGAUGAUUUCUCUCUUCCUGUUGCCCGCCUGUACUUUCCCAUCCCCGGGCCUUGAAGAUAACAUGUUAUGCCCUGAAUGUGCUAAGAGGAAUAAGAAGAUAAUGAAAAGAUUAAUUGCAAUGGGGAAGGAGAGGCGACGUGGCUUGAAUACAUCAACAUCUUUCCCUUUGAGUGGGCCAUAUUUUAAUAAAGAAUAA
This is a messenger RNA of Neofelis nebulosa (Clouded leopard), 1167 nucleotides long. RefSeq names its product developmental pluripotency associated 2 (gene DPPA2). NCBI's taxonomy places the organism in Eukaryota, Metazoa, Chordata, Mammalia, Carnivora, Felidae. The transcript has 8 exons. Gene Ontology annotation, biological process: system development. The coding region runs from base 1 to 1167 and encodes 388 amino acids. Gene Ontology annotation, cellular component: nucleus. Gene Ontology annotation, molecular function: chromatin binding. The record is from RefSeq and is a predicted model, not a curated record.